Molecule: messenger RNA, 1823 nt
Organism: Malania oleifera
Lineage: Eukaryota; Viridiplantae; Streptophyta; Magnoliopsida; Santalales; Ximeniaceae
Product: BTB/POZ domain-containing protein At4g08455-like
Exons: 3
Coding region: 95-685 (196 amino acids)
Biological process (GO): regulation of proteolysis; proteasome-mediated ubiquitin-dependent protein catabolic process
Cellular component (GO): cytoplasm
Molecular function (GO): ubiquitin protein ligase binding
Source: RefSeq, a predicted model, not a curated record
CCCAUCUUCGACUUUGUCUUCAUCUUCACCUAUUGCAUUUAAGAAACCCUAGCCGCCUCUUAUCGUCGGCGCCCAAAACGGGGAGCCGAACGGCAUGGAAGACCUCACGGACAAAGUCGCCUUUCUCAGGCUCUGGUCUCCUCUUAAUCACCCUGGAAAUUACCGUUCCUACCCCGACGUCUUUUUGGUUGCCUCGGAUCACGUUUCUCCCCCCGUCCCCGCUCAAAAGGCUGUUUUGGCAAGUCAUUCCCCAGUUUUCAAAGCAAUGUUUGAAAAUGAAAUGGAGGAAAGCCAGAGUGGUAGAAUCAAUAUUAGCAAUGUUUCAUAUGAUGCCCUUCGAAUGUUCAUCAACUACUUGUACACGGCCGAGGCUUGCUUGGAAGAGCAAAUAGCCUGUGAUCUCAUUGUAUUGGCAGAGAAAUAUCAAGUGAAGCACCUCAAAGCCUAUUGUGAGAAUUUCAUGGUAUCGAAAUUGAACUGGGAUAAUUCAAUAGUGAGCUUUGCAUUUGCACGCCAGCACAAUGCCAAGCACCUGCUUGAUGCUGCUUUGUCACUGAUUAUGGAAAACAUGGAGAAGCUAACCAAGCGGGAAGAUUAUACACAGCUUGUGGAAAGGGAUCCCCAGCUUCUUAUUGAAAUCUAUGAAGCUCAUCUCCCCAAACUGCUGCCCCAUAUUUUUCCCUGAAUCCAUAUUUCUUCAAUCAUUUAAAUUUAUAUUUAGGUAAGCCGUUCCCCAUUUUUCAAAGCAAUGCUCGAGAAUGAAAUGGAGGAAAGCCGGAGUGGUAGAAUCAAUAUUAGUGAUGUAUUGGCAGCGAAAUAUGAAGUGAAACACGUCAAAGCCCGUUGUGAGAAUUUCAUGGUAUCGAAAUUGAACUGGGAUAAUUCAGUGGUGAGAUUUGCAUUUGCACACCAGCACAAUGCUAAGCACCUGUUUGAUGCUACUUUGUCACUAAUUGUAGAAAACAUGAGAAGCUAACCAAUUGGGGAGAUUAUACACAGCUUAUGGAAAGGGAUCUCCAGCUUCUUGUUGAAAUCUAUAAAGCUUAUCUCUCCAAACAGGUUAAUACUGCUUCAUAGGAUAGCAGUAUUAACCUGCUUGGAGCGAUGAGCUUCAUAGAUUUCAACAAUAAGCUGGGGAUCCCUUUCCACAAGCUGUGUAUAAUCUCCUAGAUUGGUUAGCUUCUCUAUGUUUUCUACAAUUAGUGACAAAGCAGCAUCAAGCAGGUGCUUGGCAUUGUGCCGACAUGCAAAGCUCACUACUAAAUUAUACCAGUAAAUUCUCACAAUAGGCUUUGACGUGUUUCACUUUAUAUUUUGAUGCCAAUACAAUGAGAUCAUAGGCCAUUUGCUCAUCCAAGGAGGCCUCAAUCGUGUACAAGUAAUAACCAAAAAAUGGAGGAGGAAGGAGAAACUAAACUUGCCUAUUAUGGAUUCGGGGAAGAAUUAUGGGCCAGCAUUAUUAACCUGUUUGGAGAGAUAAACUUCAUAGAUUUCAACAAGAAGCUGGGAAUCCCUUAUACGAGCUUCAACAAUCCAUCACUUAAAUUGUAGUAUAAUUUAAAGGCAUAUGCUUGUGUAUUCAUAUUUGUUCUAAUGGCAGUUAUAGUGGCCUAAGCUUAAACAAAGAUCCCUUUAUAUUAUACUUGGAAAUGUCAUAUAUUGGUUUCUAUUAUGUUUUAGCUAGAAGUUUUCUAAAAAUGUUAGCACUGUUAUGGUCUUGUACUAUUUUCUAAUUAUUUUUAAGCACUUACAAAAGCUCAACUCCAUAACUUUUUCUUAGAAGCAAUACCACUUGUCCUAUUGAUAUCAAUGAAUUUUCAUUA